This is a messenger RNA of Caenorhabditis briggsae, 825 nucleotides long. It is a transcript of the gene Cbr-elo-5, whose product is annotated as Protein CBR-ELO-5. Gene Ontology annotation, molecular function: fatty acid elongase activity. Bases 1 to 825 code for a protein of 274 amino acids. The record is from RefSeq and is a predicted model, not a curated record. Gene Ontology annotation, cellular component: endoplasmic reticulum membrane. The transcript is spliced from 4 exons. Gene Ontology annotation, biological process: fatty acid elongation, saturated fatty acid; fatty acid elongation, monounsaturated fatty acid; sphingolipid biosynthetic process. Lineage: Eukaryota; Metazoa; Nematoda; Chromadorea; Rhabditida; Rhabditidae.
AUGAUGGACCAAAUUCUGGGAACCAAUUUCACCUACGAGAACGCCAAAGAGGUUGCUCGUGAUUUGGAAGGAUUCUCUGCCAAAUUGGCAGUCGUCUAUAUUGCCGUUAUUUUUGGAUUGAAAUAUUAUAUGAAGGAUCGGAAAGCAUUCGAUUUGAGUAUUCCUUUGAACAUUUGGAAUGGUAUUCUCUCGACUUUCAGUCUUCUCGGAUUCACUUUCACCUUUCCAACGCUAUUGAAAGUUAUUCAAAAGGAGGGAUUUGGUCACACCUACUCUCACGUCUCCGAACUCUACACCGACAAAACAUCCGGCUACUGGAUCUUCCUUUGGGUCAUUUCGAAAAUUCCGGAACUUUUGGAUACGGUAUUCAUUGUGCUUCGUAAGCGACCACUCAUUUUCAUGCAUUGGUACCACCACGCCUUGACCGGAUACUACGCCCUGGUCUGCUACCAUGAAGAUGCUGUCCAUAUGGUUUGGGUUGUCUGGAUGAACUAUAUUAUUCACGCCUUCAUGUAUGGAUACUAUCUUCUGAAGUCUCUCAAGGUCCCAAUCCCACCCUCCGUCGCCCAAGCCAUCACCACUUCUCAAAUGAUCCAAUUCGCCGUUGCGAUUUUCGCCCAACUCCACGUCUCCUAUAAACACUACGUGAAAGAAGUCGAAGGAUUGGCGUAUUCGUUCAGAGGAACCGCCAUCGGAUUCUUCAUGUUAACCACAUAUUUCUACCUUUGGAUUCAAUUCUACAAGGAGCACUAUUUGAAGGACGGCGGACGAAAGUACAAUUUGGCAAAGAAGGAUCAAUCGAAGACCGAAAAGAAGACUAAUUAA